AUUAUGAAGAUAUAUACAAUAAGAAACUAUUCAAAAAUAUUUUUACAAAAGAAACCAUUUAAACUAAAAAUGUUUUUAAAUACAUACAAUCAAAAGAUUAAAAUGGGUUCAAUAGAACAUACUAAAACUGUAAUAGAUGAAGAAUUAAGCAUUUUAAAUUCAUUAGAUAAUUUUAAAGUACAAUAUAAAGAUCAAUUUACUUGUGUGUUAACAAGAUGCGUUUUUUGCAAUAAUAUAUCUCUAUACAUUAAUAAAAUAACUGGUUGGUUUAUUUGUACUCAUUGUUUAAGGUGUAGUGAUUGGUCAACAUACAAGCUUCACUUGAAUAAGAAUGAUAAAAAAAGUUUAGUUCCUACUCCUAAAAUAUUUGAAGCUGGUAAAUAUUUUAAGAGCAUAUCUGAUAGUUUAAUGCAUUUUAAAUCAUUAAAAACUGACAGUAAAAGAAGUAUUUUAAAAUCUCUUAACAUGGAGGGAUUGCAAUUAAAAAACCUUGAUCGUAUUCCAGGUUUAUAUGUUAAUUUAGAAAUUAAUUGUCUGUACUUAACUAUGUUGCUUGACAAUAAAACUGUUGUUGGAUACCAAGAAAUUAAAUUGGAUAGUCUUGAUCAAUCUAUUAAUCCAAGUGACUGUUGCUAUGGAAUUGCUUGUGUUCCUCCAUUUAUUUCAAACCCUAGUCAAAGUGCUAUUAUUGUUGAUGACUUCAAACAUUUAUUGGUAUUAACUGGCCGUCAUUUAUUCCAUCACAUAAUUUGUUUACCACAUGGAUUAAGAAAAUUACCUCAAGAAUUAUUGCCAUCUUUAGAGCAUUUUAAAAAAUUAAUUUUAUGGUUUGGAAAUGAUCAGAUUGCAUGGAACUCAGCUAGAACUUUUGCUAAAAAGUUAAUAGAAAAUAGAUGUUAUUUUAUAAGACCUACUGAUGAUCAACCAUCUCCUUACUUGGCUAAUAAGCUUGGAUUAAAUAUUGAACAAAUAAUUAAAACUGCUGAUCAAAUGGUUCAUCCUAGUAUUAUUCAAUUUUCAACAAUACGAAAAGAAGUUCUUGCUGAAUUACAAAACCAUGACAAGACGCUGGGAAUAAAAUGGACAAAAUUUCCAGUAUUAAAUAAAAUUAUUGGAGGUCAUCGCCGUGGAGAACUUACUAUAAUAACUGGUCCAACAGGAUCAGGAAAAACCACAUUCAUGAGUGAAUAUUCAUUAGAUUUGGCUGAACAAGGUUUGCCAACAUUAUGGGGAAGUUUUGAAAUACGCAAUCAACGAUUAGCAAAAAUCAUGCUCCAGCAAUUUGCUAAAGAGCCCGUGCAUCUUAAUUUAGAUUUAUUUGACAACUUAGCAAAUAAAUUUGAAAAACUUCCAAUAUACUUUUUGACAUUUCAUGGUCCUCAACCACUAAAUAUGGUGAUGGAUGCUGUAGUAAAUGCUGUUUAUGUACAUGAUAUUGGCCAUGUGGUCAUUGAUAAUGUACAAUUCAUGAUGGGAAUUAGUACUAAAUAUGACAUGGGCUCUGAAAGGUUUUGGCAACAAGAUUCAAUUAUAGCAGAGUUUCGGCGAUUUGCUACAUAUUCAAAUUGUCAUGUGACAUUAGUUAUGCACCCUAGAAAAGAAAAGGAUGUAGAACAACUAUCCAUUAAUUCAAUUUUUGGUACUGCAAAAGCUACACAAGAAGCUGAUAAUGUUCUUAUUAUACAACAUAAAGUUAUGGAAUCUUUGCAGAUAAAAAAGUAUCUUCAGAUUUCUAAAAAUCGAUACAAUGGUAAUCUUGGACUUAUGCCUCUAGAAUUCAAUAAACAUAGAUUAAGUUUUUCUCAAGAAAAAGACUAAACUACAUAAUUUUCUUAUAAAUAUGUGUAAUGACUUUAAUCAAUAAUUAA
Messenger RNA from Sipha flava (yellow sugarcane aphid), 1868 nucleotides. It is a transcript of the gene mtDNA-helicase, whose product is annotated as twinkle protein, mitochondrial. The record is from RefSeq and is a predicted model, not a curated record. Bases 4 to 1818 code for a protein of 604 amino acids. Gene Ontology annotation, molecular function: single-stranded DNA binding; 5'-3' DNA helicase activity; ATP binding. Gene Ontology annotation, cellular component: mitochondrion. Gene Ontology annotation, biological process: mitochondrial DNA replication. Lineage: Eukaryota; Metazoa; Arthropoda; Insecta; Hemiptera; Aphididae. The transcript is spliced from 8 exons.